AUGGGAGCAGCGACUUCUGUCCUCUUCUUGCCUUGUGAAGAGCUCCCUCAAGCUCACUGGGACGCCUUGGAAACGUAUUGUCGGCGUCCCAACUUUCAUUGCGUGCGCAUGGACCACGGUGCACCAACUUCCGAAGCUUUCGAGAUCUGGAAAGGUUGGGUCGUUUCGGUCGUGCGCAACUUGCAGACUGGCAACCGUGUGUCAGCUGGGACACUCAAAAUUGUUCUGUUGCUGGGCUCAAAAGGAUCUGACCUUGACCGGAAUCACAUCCUGCAACUCUGUGAAGCCAUCAGGAUAUUUGGCUUUUACCGAUUGAUUCAUGUGAAGAUCUACUCCUUUGAUCCACUGUGUGAAACUGCACAACGACUCACAACGACUCACAACGCCAUGCACGUCGAUGACUCGUUGCACGAUCUGCGAUGCGCUACUGACAGCAAUGACAUCAAAAUUUGGGACUGGUUGAGACAACGCAGUGGUUGUGCCAAAACGCGAAAUGAUACUCUGUGCCAAAAAGGUUCUGGGAUCGAGCAAGCAGAGCGAGCUGUAUCAAAUCAUCAACUCAAUUCUCAACAACCAAUAACUAUCAAAUAA
Cladocopium goreaui is the source of this 591-nucleotide messenger RNA. NCBI's taxonomy places the organism in Eukaryota, Dinophyceae, Suessiales, Symbiodiniaceae. The record is from the annotation of a GenBank genome assembly.